CGUAGAGAUGUGUCGAAAUAUUUCAACGACUUCGACUGGGAUUACGCGAAGACGCAAGAAGAAAAACGCGAAAAGUGGAUUGAGAAGGGUCACAAAUGUCCACCGGCGAAACCGCGCAAACCCACUGAAAUGGACGCGGAACUGGAAGACGAGAUCAGGGGGCUGCUUCACUCUAUGUUCGGAACUACGACACCGAACUAUGACGAAGAGCCGUGGAACAAAGAGGAAGAACCGCCGAAAGCAGAGGAAGGGCUGCCUGAAGUGGAAACCGAACCGAAGUAAUCAGGAAAACGAACGAAGGGGCGCGAUAACAUUUGCGCAGAAUUUAGAGAAUAAGUUAGAAAUAGAUUAAGCAUAAUGAAGAGGAGCGGCGUAUAAAUUAAGGGAAUUAUGUUUUAGCACCGAGCGUAAAAAGAAAAGAUGUUCAGCGGCCGUCGCGAAACGAACAGCACCAGCAGCUCAAGAGUGGGGGGAGCAUGCGGCAGCUAUUGUGGGUGACGGCACUCUGUCUGGCGAGCGCGAGCCAGCUGACGGAAGCGCGGGUCGAGCUCCAUCCAGGGAUCGUGUACACUCACGCACAUGAGAAGGUAUUCUCUGAUUUCUAUCCAAUUGUGUUUGGCGCGCAACUCCCGCAGUUCAUUGAGCCAAUGCGGAUCAGGUUCGAUGCGAACAGAAACAACAAGACGAAACACGCGCUAGAGAAUAUGACGUACGUGUUGGGCGAAGGGGACGAGGAGUUGCAGCAAUUCGCGCGAGAACAGUUUGACGCCGUUUCAGAGCAGGUGAAAUUCCGGAGGGAAAAGCGUGCGCUGUUUGGGUUUGUCGGAACGUUUUUAAGCUUUUGCUGCGGUGUGGUGUCGGAAGAUGAAUUGCCCCCGACGGGACCGGCGAUGCGCGACCAUCUGCGGGCAUUAAAUAAGCAGGUCACGGAGGCUUUCGAUGCCGUGACGGGAAACAACCGGAAAGUUACCGAAUUUUUGGCUCAUAUGCGGGAGAAAAUGAUUAGAUUUCACGACCAGGUAAUGAACAUGGUCGAUCGAAUGACGAAGGAGGAAGAUGCGGCGCUAAUUGAUAACAUGGCUCAGGCAUACAUCCGAAUGAUACAUAUGCAGACGCACACAAUGAACAAUUGGAACGUACAAUAUAUGGAGCAAAUCCUAAACAGCUGCGCGGCAAGGUCACUGGACCCGAUGGUGGUGUCAAAGAAGGAGCUAAGAAAGGCACUGUUGGUUUUAAACAUACAUUUGCAGAAAAAUAAUCGGAAAAUAGUGUACACGAUCGAGGAAAUUGCUGCGUAUUACGGGACGGGCCUGGUUCGGUGUAAUUUUGGGGAAAACAAAGUGGAAUUUCAAUUGCAGGUCCCCGUCAUGCGCAUCAAGGAGGAGUGGAGCAUUUUGAAUCUUCAGCCAAUUGAUUUUCGGUUUAAAGAUCACACUUGUGCGUUGCAGGUGCCGAAGCAAGUAGCGCGCGGGGUACGGGACAUGGGAGCGAGCGUGUUUCACGCUACGAAGAAAAGCAGACUUGCCGGCCUCGCCGUUCUGGAGGAAACACCCGUGGCGCGCAAGAUGCACGAUUGCCUCGAGAAAAUCUUUGGGGCCGAAACGACCGUAGAUCAAUUGAAACAAGCGUGCCCGCUGAAGUGCACUCGAUCGACGGCGCUGAUAGUGCGGAAUUUAGCCGAGCGCGAUUACGUCAUAACGAACGCGAACGGCUUAGUGAUGAAUUGCGGAAAGAAAAGCACAAUCGUUAGCACGGAGUGGAGUUUGGGAGCGGUAUUCGUCUACGUGCCGUGCGAAUGCCAGCUGCGAAAAGGGGAAAGAAUCAUGGUGGAAUCAAAAUUCCCGUGCAUCCAUCAAAACAAUUACACGGGGAUAAAGAUCGUGAUGCCACAACAGUGGCUGAAGGGCGCAGAAAAGAGUUUCGUUCAGCACGUCACGGCGCUGGAUAACGUGACGACCGUACUCGAUGACAGCUGGGGCGCGGCUUUUGAAGGGCCGCCGCAGUUGGAGGAGGUCGCGGUUUCGAUCUAUGACUGGUCGACUUGGCCCAUUCCGAAGCAUACAAAUGCUUACGCGACUUGGCUUAUCGGCGGAUUGUUGGCCUGGAUCAUCGUUCGCAGUCCGGGACUGCUCUGGACGGGAAUUUGGACACCCCCUCCGCGAGAGGAGUUGAGGAAAUUUCGGAAGGAGGUGGCCAAAAUGAGAACGUACCGCAAACCGGAAGCGGACCGAGAGUCUGAGGCCGAUGUAAGGGGGGACAGACCCGUUUAAUAACCCCUCUAAUUAUCUUUUCUUCUUACAGGAUUAAUUUUAUUCUUUGCAGGUUAAGGGAGGUCAAUGCCGGCGCAAGUUGGCAUUCGCCUCCACCGCUCGUGAGUAUCGCUAUGCCUUGAGAGAAUAUUGUUUAAGAGAAACAAAAGAGAAGGAAAUCUUCCAAUAAGCGUUAACGUACAUUAAAUAGAAAUUGGCGCAUGGCGCACAAAAGGCGCAUGGAGCCGCGCCAAGAGCACUAGAUUUUAUAGGAAUAUUUUAUGCAUACCUUUAUUAACGCACUCAUCGUGCAAAUAUCCUUAUCGUGCGCAUAUACUUAUUGCACGCAUAUUUUAUCACGAAGAGUAUGGAGCAUACUUUUUGUUAGCUGUAAAAGACUCCGAACGGAGAUAGAGAAUAAUGCAAGUUUUGUGAAAGAUUUCGCAAAAGGAAGAAUGAAGGAGUAUUGAGCGAAAAGGCUGGCGUCACUCACGAGGCGGUGCUUAGUUAUGAAUUAGGUUUAAUCGCUGCACAUGUUUGCAGGAGGCGGAGACGGCGAUGGAGAAGGAGCGGAGAUACGCCGCAAGAGGAGCUGGUCGGCAGACGGCGAAGACGCUUGCGGCAUGGCAUACAUAACAAGUAAUAACGUUUUGUUUUGUAAGGGAAAGAGACCAUACAGUACGAACGUUGUGAGGAAAGAAAAUUUAAAAAAACAUAGAAAAAAGAAAUCCUCAGUUGCGAGUUGGAAACGGGACACGUCAAUCCCGAUCGAAAAUUUUCAUCCUUGAAUAAC
Cloeon dipterum is the source of this 3042-nucleotide messenger RNA. RefSeq lists its product as uncharacterized. The transcript has a single exon. NCBI's taxonomy places the organism in Eukaryota, Metazoa, Arthropoda, Insecta, Ephemeroptera, Baetidae. The coding region runs from base 477 to 2270 and encodes 597 amino acids. The record is from RefSeq and is a predicted model, not a curated record.